This is a messenger RNA of Adelges cooleyi (spruce gall adelgid), 1524 nucleotides long. It is a transcript of the gene cpb, whose product is annotated as F-actin-capping protein subunit beta. The transcript has 4 exons. The coding region runs from base 154 to 1011 and encodes 285 amino acids. Gene Ontology annotation, molecular function: actin filament binding. Gene Ontology annotation, cellular component: cytoplasm; F-actin capping protein complex. NCBI's taxonomy places the organism in Eukaryota, Metazoa, Arthropoda, Insecta, Hemiptera, Adelgidae. The record is from RefSeq and is a predicted model, not a curated record. Gene Ontology annotation, biological process: actin cytoskeleton organization; regulation of lamellipodium assembly; barbed-end actin filament capping.
AAUGUAUUAAAAUAAUAAUACUAAAAUUACUAAAUACAUUUCACUGUGUUGCAUAGUACACAGUGGUAUAAUUAGUUCAUUUAUUUGAAUUUUGAAAUCGCUUUUUAAUAUUAAUAUAUAAUUUAUAUUAGGUUAUUCAACAAUUUUAUUAAUAUGUCUGACAUCCAAAUGGAUUGUGCACUUGACCUGAUGCGGCGUCUGCCACCGCAAAAAAUUGAAAAGCAUUUGAGUGAUCUUAUCGACCUAGUUCCAAGUUUGUGUGAAGAUUUGUUGUCGUCAGUUGAUCAGCCGUUGAAAAUCAUAAGAGAUAAACAAGUCGGAAAAGACUUUUUGUUAUGUGACUACAAUAGAGAUGGUGAUUCAUAUAGAUCACCAUGGAGUAAUACGUAUUUCCCACCUUUGGACGACGGUGCUGUACCUACGGAAAAAUUACGCAAGCUUGAAGUAGAUGCUAAUAUGGCAUUUGAUCAAUACAGAGAAAUGUAUUUUGAAGGUGGCGUGUCUUCAGUAUAUUUAUGGGACUUGGAUCAUGGUUUUGCAGGUGUCAUUUUGAUAAAAAAAGUUGGAGACGGUUCAAAGAAAGUGCGCGGCACUUGGGAUUCCAUACACGUUGUUGAAGUCCAAGAGAAACCCAGUGGACGUAACGCACAUUACAAGCUCACCUCAACUGUAAUGCUGUGGUUGCAAACCAACAAAGCCGUGUCAGGUAGCAUGAGUUUGGCGGGAAGUUUAACUCGACAAACUGAAAUGGACAAUCCCACGUCUGAUGCUUCACCUCACAUCGCUAAUAUUGGGCGAAUGGUCGAAGACAUGGAAAAUAAAAUGAGGAAUACAUUAAACGAAGUUUACUUUGGGAAGACCUGUGAUAUUAUGAAUGGUCUUCGAAGUGUCGUACCACUAAAUGCCGAUGAUGAAAACAAAGAAGCACUUCGUCAAGAUUUGACUGCUGCUUUACAAAAACGGCAUAACAAGUCUGACGCUAAAGACCCUAUCAGUCCAGCUACUAAUUAAUGUUUACUUAAAUGUAGAUCUACUCAUUAUAUAUCGAUUUUGCUGGCUUCAAUUUGUAUAAACCUCAUCAAAUGCAGUCUAAUUAUAUUAUAUUAUAGUAACGUUUGUUACUUUUUGAUUCAUUUUUAUAAAUUUUUUUUUUUAUACUAAUAUGUUAAAUGUCUUGUUAAUAAUAGUAUUACUGGUUCUGGUAUCUUUAAUAAUUUUUUUUUUUUAAUAUAGUUGGCAUAUUUUUAAAUUAAAAUGUAUUUGAAGUUCAUUUGCAUGUCAAUUUGUUUAUAAGGUGAUAUUUCUCAAGAGCCUUAAAAUAAUUACAAUAGUCUAAAAAUACUAUUAAAUAAUAAUCAAAUUUAGCUUAACUUAAAUGUUAGGUUAUUGUGGACUUAAAUUGUUAUACAUUAGUUAAUUCUUCCAACAAAUUAACAUUUAAACCAACAAAAUAUAAAUCAUUGUAUUGUAUUAGUAAUUUAUACAUUUUAUAGGUGUUUUUUUCAAGUGAACGUUAUAUUUAUU